AUGGCACCUGAGUCUCACAUUUUCUACCUUUCAGGACAUGUUUAUCUCAAAUCCGUUGACUGGAAUAACGCAAACCACAGAAGGUGCGUCCUGGCAAAGCUUGGUACGAGGAGCAUAUGUUCUCGAAAUGAACAGGGCCGGACCCAAUUCCCUGGCCUUACCCUGUUGAGACUCCUUCCACUUUCGGCUCAUCGAGAUCCUCCACGACAGCUCCAACCACUCCGUCAGCGGGGCCGUCCUCAACUCAUUAACUCCAAAUUCGGCAACCCCAAAUACGUCAUCGCCUUCCGAGGAAUGAUACUAACUCGCCCCACUCUCCCUACAGACGUCUUCUUAAGCGUCCGGUCCUACUUUGGCAUCCUCCACAACAGCCCCCGGCUCCACCUCGCCGUCGAUAGAGUUCAACACUGGGUAGCGCCUCCGGCGGUGCUCCUAACGUCUGGGUCACCGGGGAUCCUGUUUGUUUCUGGUUAUGUUGGGUAUUUUGAGCAGAGGAUCAAGAUGAUCGAGCUCGGGGCUGCAUACUUGAGGAUCUGGCUACAAAGCUUACUCUUAAGAGCUUGA
Prosopis cineraria is the source of this 564-nucleotide messenger RNA. RefSeq lists its product as uncharacterized. The transcript has 3 exons. Lineage: Eukaryota; Viridiplantae; Streptophyta; Magnoliopsida; Fabales; Fabaceae. The record is from RefSeq and is a predicted model, not a curated record. Bases 1 to 564 code for a protein of 187 amino acids.